Molecule: messenger RNA, 885 nt
Organism: Penicillium hordei
Lineage: Eukaryota; Fungi; Ascomycota; Eurotiomycetes; Eurotiales; Aspergillaceae
Product: lipase family protein
Exons: 4
Coding region: 1-885 (294 amino acids)
Biological process (GO): lipid catabolic process
Source: RefSeq, a predicted model, not a curated record
AUGCUCCGUCUCGGUCAGCUUUGGGGUAUCGCUGCUCUUGCGGUAGUGACAGUUGCUGCUCCUUCUCGUUCCGUCCCUCGAGAUGUGUCAAGUAGUGUGCUUGAUCAAUUGACCCUAUUUUCUCAAUGGGCUGCGGCGUCAUACUGCACGAAUAAUGACAACUCAACUGGCGAUGCGGUCUCUUGCGAGGCCGGCAACUGUCCAUUGGUGGAGUCCGCCGACACAACCACUUUAUUCGAGUUUAAUGAAUCAUCCAGCUAUGGCGAUGUCGCCGGCUUCUUCGCAGUCGACAAAACAAACAAGCUACUUGUCGUCUCAUUCCGAGGUAGCCGCACACUAAAGACUUGGAUCGCAAACAUCAACUUUGGCUUCACCGAUGCUAGUAGUAUCUGCAGUGAUUGCGAAGCCCACAGCGGGUUCUUGGAAUCCUGGGAGGUUAUCGCGGAUGAUCUGACAUCCAAGAUCAAGACCGCACAGACAACAUACCCAGGCUACACUCUUGUUGUGACAGGCCACAGCUUUGGCGGAGCUCUUGCCACGUUGGGGGGUACUAUACUUCGAAAUGCGGGAUAUGAACCGAACGUGUACACCUAUGGCCAGCCCCGGGUGGGCAAUGAGGCUCUAGCUGAAUAUAUCACGAACCAGGGCAGUCUUUGGCGAGUGACUCAUGAAUCUGAUUUGGUGCCUAAGGUGCCACCUUCACAUAUUGGUUUUAGCCACGCCAGUCCCGAGUACUGGAUUACUGUUGGUAACGAUGUGACGGUGACCUCGUCUGAUAUUGAUGUCAUUGAAGGCGUAGGCUCGAAGGCUGGAAAUGCUGGGACAUUGGAUCCUAGUAUUGAUGAACAUGGUUGGUAUUUGGGACACAUCAGUGCAUGUCAAUAG